Rotaria sp. Silwood1 is the source of this 1038-nucleotide messenger RNA. The record is from the annotation of a GenBank genome assembly. NCBI's taxonomy places the organism in Eukaryota, Metazoa, Rotifera, Eurotatoria, Philodinida, Philodinidae.
AUGAAUUCAAAUAACGACGAUUUGGUAGUAAAGAAAAACAAUAAUAAUAUUAUUCUUUCAUCAAAAGGUUUAACUAUUCUACAAACAUGCGUUUCUGGUAUGGUUAUGGGUUUUAUUGCUUACAGUGGAUCCUUUUCGGCAGUACCAAUAUUUUUUACAGUAACUGCUCUGAUGUUCGGUACAAAAUCAUUGAUUACAAUAAUGGCAACAGCUUUUGGUCAAUUAGCUGCUGGUUAUCUUCAUACACAUUCUUCACGAACUGGUAUGGCUAUAAGUACGAAGUUAUUUCAUGGAUUUUAUAUAGCAAAACCAGAAAUGAGAAACCGACGACAACAUGAUGAAACAAGAUGGAAUAGUUUAAAACGUUUUUUUCUAUUAGCUCCAAUGAAUGCUCUUGUACUUAAUUUCAUGUGGGAGACAUUCACUUUUUAUUAUCUUAUUCAGAGUGAUUUGUUCAUCCGAUAUGUCGAAAGUUCUACUUCAAACACAAUAGAAAAUGAGAAAAGAAAUGAAACGAUUGCUUCAUCCACAACCAAAGAAAUUGAACCACAUCUUCUACUUAUACAUGGAAUAACACGUUAUCUAGCAGGUUGUUUAUCUGGAAUGAGUACUGGAAUGAUAAACCAGCUAUGGCAACGACAUCUCGCACAAAGAAAAACACCAUAUGCUGUAUUUAAUAAAGACAAAAAUAAACUGAAAUUAAGAUGGGAUGAAAGAAAAAAACUACUAUCUCCAUUAAAUAUUGAAAAUUGGAUUAAAGCCUCAACAAUGACUUUAGGAGCAUUAUUCUUUAUUGCUAGCAAUGUACCGAAUAGAACUGGAUUUCAUUUGUUAGAUAUACAUCGAAAGAAGAUAAUUACCGAUAUUCUUGUUAUUCAUGGUGGAUGGCUUUUCAUUCGAGAUUGUGAAAUGCUUCUUUUGAAAAAUGCUGAGAAAGGUCCUCAAAUUUCACCAACAGUGGCACAAGUCGCAUUGCUUGGUGAAGAAAAGAAACCAUUAGAAGAUGAGCAAUCAAAAAUGCUAUCACCCAUUGCUUAA